AUGUCAGCCAAUGAUUCUGAUGACCGGUCCAUCCCCGAUACCGACCUCACAGCAACCGCAUCUCUCACCGCCGAGGUCCGCCAGUUGAAGGAGUUACAUGGCAUAGGCAACUGCCCGUCAAAUGUUCGGGCAAACGACCACAUUGCCUACCAUCGCAACAGCAUGCGCAGGGCCUGGCUACCUGAGGCGACCCCUAAUGAGCACAGCUUCGGCCAGACGCCCUCGGCUCCCGCCUCGGUGCCGACUCACGAUGGAAACAUGGGACCUCAGCCGCCCGAGGAUUCCUCUCACGCACCCAGCGUUGCUGUCCCGCAGACCCCAGAUAACUCAUUGAACGUCUUGUCGAGCGCUUACACCAACACCGGAACCUUACAUACCAGCACCACCGAAACCGGCUCGGGGGCAGGUAACCCCGAGGACGAUGUCACAGCUCUUGGCCAGUCCGCCUCCGGCGGCUCAUCAGUGGGGGCCAAUGGCGUGGUUGGAGGCCCUGAUGAGGAGGCGCGCCUCGCCUGUUCCAAUGCCAUCCGGAUGCUAUUUUGGAAUGGGUCUUGA
Puccinia graminis f. sp. tritici CRL 75-36-700-3 is the source of this 555-nucleotide messenger RNA. RefSeq lists its product as uncharacterized. Lineage: Eukaryota; Fungi; Basidiomycota; Pucciniomycetes; Pucciniales; Pucciniaceae. The transcript is spliced from 2 exons. The record is from RefSeq and is a predicted model, not a curated record. The coding region runs from base 1 to 555 and encodes 184 amino acids.